UGUUACUUUGGGACUCUCCCCUCCUGCAAAUUCUCUCAUUGGCAACAUCGGCGUCGUUUCCUCGCAGAAAGUAACGGAAAAUCCGACGGCUUUUUCGUCCCCAAUUCCCAAAACAUGACCAAGUUUGAUGAUAAUAGGAUCGUCUCAAACUACCCGAACCCACCACCAACACUGCUUCACUUCACAAUGAUCUUCUUCUUCUUCUUCUUCUCCUUCUUCAUCUUCAACUAAAACCCAACACCUCACCAUGGAGCCAUCCAACACCAACAACAACAAGUCCCGGUUGAUCGGAGACUACAUACUGGGCCCGAAAGUCGGGUCGGGUUCCUUCGCCGUCGUGUGGCGCUCGACCCAUCGCCAACUGGGUAUUGAAGUUGCCGUGAAAGAGAUUGACAAGAAACAAUUGACCCCAAAAGUCAGCGACAGUUUACUCAAGGAAAUUUCGAUUCUUAGUACUAUACACCAUCCCAACAUCAUUCAUCUUUUCGAGGCUAUUCAGACUAAGGACAGAAUUUACCUUGUGCUGGAGUACUGUGAUGGAGGUGACUUGGCGGCUUAUAUACAGAGGCAUGGGAAAGUUUCAGAGACUGUGGCCAGACACUUCAUGAGGCAAUUGGCUGCAGGAUUGCAAGUGCUUCAGGAAAAGCAGCUCAUCCACCGGGAUUUAAAACCACAGAACUUACUCUUGUCAGCCAAUGAGGAAACCCCUCUAUUGAAGAUAGGGGACUUUGGUUUUGCAAGAUCUGUCACACCGCAAAACUUGGCUGACACGCUUUGUGGUUCACCGUUAUACAUGGCUCCAGAGAUUAUUCUGAACCAGAAGUAUGAUGCAAAGGCUGAUUUAUGGAGUGUUGGAGCAAUUUUAUUUCAGCUAGUGACUGGGACACUACCAUUUGAUGGGAAUAGUCAAUUGCAGCUUUUUCAAAAUGUUCUGACUACUGAGUUGCGGUUUCCAAAAGGUGCUUUGGAAGUUCUGGAUCCAGAUUGUGUAGAUCUCUGCAGAAGCCUUUUGCGUCUAAAUCCAGUUGAGCGCUUGUCGUUUCAGGAGUUCUUCAAUCACAAGUUUCUCAGAGAAGCAAGGGUGAUGAUGGAUGUUGGAUAUACUUCACCACUUAAAUCAACUGGUGAAAAGCCUAGUUCUUCUGCCUCCAGUAAGAUGUUGCAAUUGCAUGCCACACAUUCUGUCAACAAAUCUAUCAGAAAUCUGGGUUCAGAUUCAGCAGCAGAUAUUAAAGGGAUUGUGCCAGGUUCUGCAUGUGAUAGGCCCAAGAAAUCUGUUAUCUCUCAGGAUGAGCCUCGAGUUUCUGAUUCAAUGGAGUCGAUUGAGAAAGACUAUGUGAUGGUUAAUUCUCAUUUUGCGUCAAUGGAGAGUUUCUCUUAUCAUCUUGAACAUUCCCUGCAACUUGAUUCCACAACCAGAGCUUCUAUCUGUGCUUCUAAGCAGAAAGAUCAUGGUCUCCCACGUGUCAUGAAAAUAGAUGAGGUGGCAACUAAUUCUAUCACUGCGGGAAGUUCACAAACGCGAGGAUCAGUUAUAGUACCAGCAUCUUGUGCAUCAACUCUAUUACUGGAAGUGCAAGGACUAUCUAUAUUGCAUCCUUCAACCAGGCUACAUCUGUUACAUCAGCAUGCUCAGGUUCUUGCUGAUCUUUCUCAGGAAAAGUACAAUGCAGGACUGUAUCUGGAGUCAUUUUCGGUUGAACUGGUUGUUUUGGCCAUAUGGAAGAAAGCUCUUCAAAUUUGCAGCAGUUGGCUGGCAUCAGUUGACAAGGACGAAAUGCCCGAAAGCAGUUCAGCGAAUGCAUCCUCAGUUCAGGGUGGCUUAUCACUAAACAAUUCAGAAUAUUUAGACUUUACUAGGCCUUCAUCUGUUUCAGUUUGGGCCGAGCAAGGUUUUCUAGUUGCAUUUGAUCGCGCAGAGAAGUUAUCCGUUCAUGUCCGAGAUAUGGAUGGUGCUGCUGAAGUACCAGACGCGAUGGAAAUUAUAUACCAAAAAGCUCUAGAAGUUGGGACAACUGCUGCUGUAGACGAGUAUAUGGAGAACAAAGGUAGUGCAGCAGCAUUGUACACCAAAGCUAUGCUUCUACUCUCUUUUAUUGCAGGAGAAGCAACCUCCCUGCCCCUAAACCCUCCAUUUUCUUUAACUCCGGCCAAUAAGAAGCGAGUUCAACAAUACAUGGUAAACUUGGAGUCCCAUCGGAUUAAAUUUUUCAAGCCAGACUACACCCGUGCAAUUUGAAGACUCCACUACCCCGUAAAUAUUACUGGUGUACAGCCAUCCUCAACCAAGCUCAUUUCUUGUGCAUAUUACCGCUGCAGUGUAAAUUGUAGUCAGAUCACCAGGCAGUUUUCUGAAACAUUGGGUGAUGACGACGAUGAUUAUUAACAGUGACAAAUAUCUACUAUAGGGAAGUCUGUAGCAGACCAGACCACAGGCUAUAUCGAACAAGAUUACCUUAUUGCUCGAGGUUUUUGUUAAUAACUUAUCUAUUCUUUCUAUGGACUGGUUGUAAAUAUAGAUACUGCCCAGACUCGUGCUUAUAGCAACUGUCAAGACUUCACUUCUCGCAAUCAGUUUUCACUAAUUGCGGCACU
Argentina anserina (silverweed cinquefoil) is the source of this 2595-nucleotide messenger RNA. RefSeq names its product serine/threonine-protein kinase ATG1a. Gene Ontology annotation, cellular component: autophagosome; cytosol; cytoplasm. The transcript has 13 exons. Bases 248 to 2239 code for a protein of 663 amino acids. Gene Ontology annotation, molecular function: protein serine/threonine kinase activity; ATP binding. Gene Ontology annotation, biological process: regulation of autophagy; autophagosome assembly; protein autophosphorylation. Lineage: Eukaryota; Viridiplantae; Streptophyta; Magnoliopsida; Rosales; Rosaceae. The record is from RefSeq and is a predicted model, not a curated record.